AUGUCCAAGACCGAAGUACUCCCUUCUAACAAAGCGACAUUCGCCUCGGUCUUCUCGCAACCUAGAAUCCGGCCGCCCAAACAUCCGCAGCGCUUCACCGCGACUGCAAGCAAACAGCUACCGGUGAUCAAGUCAAUGCUCAAAGACCAGCUACGAUCACUUCUCGGCAUAGGAAAUGAAGACUUUGUCUAUGGCAAUGAUGACUGGAUUCCUGGGAGCGGAGGUCCAUUUCGCAGCCACUUCGGAUCUUGUCCUGAGCCUCAGCAAAUACGGCAACCCACUUCUGAAGACCACACGACACAAUUAUCCAGGGAGUCUGGCUCACCGUUAUGGCCACAGCUUGAACGGUGGAAAUCGACCAUAGGAUCUUCGACACUCAAAAAACAACUCGCCAGUGUGCUAAUAGACCUUCUUGCGGAAUUCAUUACCUGGUCCUACGCGGGCGUGUACCGCGAAGGACUCGAAAGGCAUCUUGAUUUCUGGGUCGAGCACCUCCUCUCUCGGAUUGCCAAAUGGACCUGUUCCCAUCUUGAAGACGAUGGCCGAAAUGCACCUGAUCCGGCCGAGGUCAAGAAAUGGAAGGACAUGGCGACGGCCCGUCUGGGUGCACUGCGAGUCGACGAACUCUUCACCAUCGUCGUCGAGUGGGACGCAACGGCACCGGCGAUCGAAGAUCUGCGAGCAUUCACGACCAACCCUGCGACACGAGCAUAUCUAACACAAGACUUUGCAAAUGUCCUACAGGCGCGUCUCCUACAUCCCGGGGCAUCGACAGUCGAAAUUCUUCAGAUCUACAUCUCCAUCAUCCGGGCAUUUCGCAUCCUUGACCCCAAAGGUGUGCUCCUUGAUCGUGUUGCGCGUAAGCUACGUCGCUACCUCCGCGAGCGCGACGACACAGUCAAGGUCAUCGUCGUAGGACUCCUCAGUGACCCGGGCAACAGCGACGGACAAGAAACGCCCUCGGACCCGACGGUUCUCACGGAGCUUGCCGUGGAAUUGAACAACACCAAUGCGCAAUCCAGUGGUGCCGACGAUGCCGACUUUGACUGGAACAACAUGGACUGGGUCCCUGACCCGAUCGACGCGGCACCGGACUACGCCAAGACCAAGAACGACGUGAUAGGGAGCCUGAUCACGCUCUUCGACACAAAGGAGGUGUUUGUGCGUCAACUGCAAUCCUCAAUCGCAGAGCGUCUGCUCAAGAAGAACAAGGACUUCGAGCAGGAGAUUUCGGUGCUGGAACAUCUCAAGCUCCGAUUCGGCGAUGCAGCCUUGCAAGGUUGCGAAGUCAUGCUCCGCGACGUCCUGGAUUCGCGCAAGGUAGACACGGUGGUUCGUCGUGAUCGAGGCAUGCAUGAUCCGGAUUCAGAUUCACCAGUCGUACAUGGACGACGAACAAAAGAGGAAGGAGAAGGAGACGGUGUCCAUUUACACGCCAAAAUCCUAUCGCGCUUGUUCUGGCCGGCCAUGCCAGAGCAAGGCUUCACUGUGCCUCGAGUCGUGCAGCAGCAGCAGGAGAGCUACGAGGCCGGGUUCGAGGCUCUCAAACAAAAUAGAAAACUCACGUGGAUCAACUCGAUGGGACAAGUCGAGGUCGAAUUGGAGUUCGAAGACCGCACCGUCGUAGAGGAGGUCCUCCCCUGGCACGCUACCGUCAUCUACGCGUUCCAGGACGCAAGUGCGGAUGAUGGACUGUCGCCGUCGUCGUCGUCGGGUCCCGUGAGUAAGACGGUCGCAGAACUAGCAGCCGAGCUCAACAUGUCCGCGACCCACGUGCGUAUGGCGUGUGUUUCUUGGGUGAGCAAGCGCGUCCUCGCCGAGACAAGCAGAGACACAUUCGUCGUACUCGACCGGUUACCGGAUGAGAGCGACAAUGCCAUGCAGGAUGACGGCGGCGGCGGCGGCGGCAGCUCUGGAAGGGUCCACGACUCCGCUGCCGCUGCGGCCGCCGCCGUGGCGCAGGCAGCCAAGGAGGCCGAGGAGGAAGAGCGAAAGGCGAAAAUGGCAGUGUACCAUCAGUUCGUGGUCAGCAUGUUGACGAACCAGGGCGCCAUGCCGUUGUCGCGGAUCGCCAUGAUGUUGGGUAUCGUGGUGCCGGGUGGGUUCCCUUUUAGUAAUGAGGAAUUGAAGGAGUUUCUGGCCGGCAUGGUCAAGGAUGGAGUACUCGACAUUGGUCACGGAGGCGCUUAUAAAAUCGCUUCUUGA
Messenger RNA from Exophiala spinifera, 2205 nucleotides. RefSeq lists its product as uncharacterized. Gene Ontology annotation, cellular component: anaphase-promoting complex. Gene Ontology annotation, molecular function: ubiquitin protein ligase binding. Gene Ontology annotation, biological process: ubiquitin-dependent protein catabolic process. Bases 1 to 2205 code for a protein of 734 amino acids. The record is from RefSeq and is a predicted model, not a curated record. The transcript has a single exon. NCBI's taxonomy places the organism in Eukaryota, Fungi, Ascomycota, Eurotiomycetes, Chaetothyriales, Herpotrichiellaceae.